CCCUCCACACCCCCGCCCCAGUCCCUCACAUCUUUUCCUUCCAGUCUGCGUCGCCUGUUGUGCGGUUGGCUUUGGUAAAGGUUGGGGGAGGGAUCUCGCGAUUGUUGGGACUUUCUUUUUCGGGGGGUGGGGGGUUAGUUUUUUUGGAAGAUGGCGCCCGUUGUUACGGGGAAGUUUGGGGAGCGACCUCAGCCUCAGCGUUUAACAAGGGAGGCUAUGAGGAAUUACAUGAGGGAAAAAGACGAUCAAACGGUGCUCAUACUGCAUGCAAAAGUUGCGCAGAAGUCGUAUGGCAAUGAAAAAAGAUUUUUCUGUCCUCCGCCAUGUGUGUAUCUGAUGGGCACUGGAUGGCAGAAGAAGCUGGAGAAAAUGGAGAAGGAGGGUUGCACUGAGCAGGAGGCUCAGCCAUGUGCAUUCAUUGGGAUAGGCAACAGUGAGCAAGAGAUGCAGCAACUCCAUCUGGAAGGAAAGAACUUCUGCACAGCCAAGACGCUGUACAUCAGUGACUCGGACAAGAGGAAGCACUUCAUGCUGUCAGUGAAGAUGUUAUAUGGAAACAGCUCCAACAUUGGAGUUUUCCUCAGCAAGAGGAUCAAAGUCAUCUCCAAGCCCUCCAAGAAGAAACAGUCCCUGAAAAAUGCAGACUUGUGUAUAGCAUCUGGGACUAAGGUGGCCUUGUUCAACCGGCUGCGAUCCCAGACUGUCAGUACUCGUUAUCUUCAUGUGGAGGGGGGGAACUUUCAUGCCAGUUCCCAACAGUGGGGCGCCUUCUUCAUCCACCUCUUGGAUGACGAUGAGUCAGAAGGGGAGGAGUUUGCUGUUAGAGAUGGCUACAUUCACUACGGCCAGACGGUAAAAUUGGUCUGUUCUGUUACUGGCAUGGCUCUGCCCAGACUGAUCAUUCGCAAAGUGGACAAACAAGCAACAUUAAUGGAUGCAGAUGACCCCGUGUCCCAGCUCCAUAAGUGUGCCUUCUACCUGAAGGAUACGGACAGGAUGUAUCUCUGUCUUUCACAGGAGAGGAUCAUCCAGUUCCAGGCAACACCAUGCUCCAAAGAGACAAAUAAGGAGAUAAUUAACGAUGGGGCUUCCUGGACCAUCAUUAGCACUGACAAGGCGGAGUACACCUUUUAUGAGGGCAUGGGCCCAGUCCCCACUCCAGUCACGCCCGUCCCCGUGGUGGAAAGUCUGCAGUUAAACGGUGGAGGAGACGUGGCCAUGUUGGAGCUGACCGGACACAACUUCACCCCUAACCUCCGAGUGUGGUUUGGAGAUGUGGAAGCAGAUACCAUGUACAGGUGUGGGGAGAGCGUCCUGUGUGUGGUGCCGGAUAUCUCUGCCUUCAGGGAGGGGUGGCGCUGGGUGCGACAGCCCGUUCAGGUCCCCGUCACACUUGUUCGGAAUGAUGGAAUUAUCUACGCUACGGCCUUGACUUUCACCUACACCCCGGAGCCAGGGCCCCGACCUCACUGCAGUGCUGCCGGCACCAUCCUGCGAUCACAUAGCACGUCUUCAUCAUCACCGGCAUCUUCGUCUUCGCCUUCAUCUUUGUUUAGCGGCCUUGGGGAUAACCACAGGGUCUACAGCAGUAGUGACUCGGGCAUGUCGGUGCUGUCAUAGUGAUCCCUUUUGCUUGUGUGUGUGCUGUGAAUGACUGGAAAAAUGUGCACAAUGACUCCAAAGAAGGUCAUGGACCUGUGAGGGACUGUACAGAAGCCCCAAAGCUCUUCAUUACAUCAACUGUGAAGUCAUGAGCAAUGCUUAAGAGCUUAAAACAACAACAAAAAACAAACCAUUUCAGACUAUCCAGUGAUAAAUAACUCUGUACUUUAGCACCAUCUUGUGGAUGGUCGUGGACAUGCUACGAGUCCCAUCCAGGGGGCCUGAUGUCUAAGCUCUAAGUCAUCUAACUCACAAUGGGAUCUGUAAAAUUUCAUUUUUAUAUACCUGUGUGUAUGAAAGCUAACUUCAGUCUCCUUUUUUUUUUUUUUUUUACCUCUAAGAUCAUAUACUGAGAAACUUGUUGAUUCGACUGUUUUGAACAAGGGAAGAUUUGUAAGAGUAAGUUUUUACGGACCAAGUAAUUUUAUUGUAUUAUUUUAUUCCUAUUAUAUUUUAUAAGCUUCAGACGAGGUACAUCUUGACAUUUUUCAUAUGAUACCGCGUACUUAUUUCAUAUUGUUUUCCAGAAGUUUCACAUUCUUUUUUUUUUUUUUUUUUUUUUUCCUGAGUUAAAGAUGGCUUUUAACAUUUCUCAAAUAGUCUGAGUGCAUCUUCUCAGCUAUUAUCAACUUUUUUUGAAGCAAACUUAUUCCCCUGAAUGAUCUUUUAAAAAUCAAUCAGUCUUUAAUGAGGCACUUUAGAUAAUGAAAACAUUCACAUGUCUGCCUUCAGUUAAAAAGCUUCUAGUUUUAUUGUUUUGGCCCACUGACCGGUUAAUAUGUGCUCAUAUCAAAUAGACAGUGUGUUAGAUCAUUUGUAAUACAAAUCUCAUAUUUUAUUCCCUGUGCUUUUUGUGCACACUCAAGUCCCAACAUACUCAUACACACUGCAGUUUUUCUCACAAAAGUGAAGCCUUAAAACAAAAGUACCAGGGAUUCUGACCAUUAAAACAAGUCCGACACAAAAAAGUGGGUCAGACUGUCUGAUCUGUAAAAUGUAAUUUAUUUCUAUGUAAUAUUCAUAUUGAAGCAUGUAAGUAGACAAUUUAAAGGGCUCUUAGUUUUCUGUUGAGCUCGUCUGUGUUUUGGAAGAAGAGCUUUAAUACUGUAUUUGCCUUGGUUCAGAGCUACUCAGACCGUCUGAGUUCUCAUUUAUGUAAUAUUUUACUGACUCUUGAAUGCAAAUAUAGUAGAAUUUGGUUUAAUGCACCAUUGCAGCUGCUUUUUGAGUUGCUUGUGAUGAGGAACCUCGAGUUGAAUUUUGAUUAAACUUAAAACACACAAAGAAGAUGCUCUUACCAGCACAGCUGAUUAGAGUAUCUACUGCUGUAUGAUUUUCUUCUAAAGUUGUGAUUUACAUCCUGUUUUUUUUUUUGUUGUUGUUUAGUUUUUUUUAGUUGUUAAAUGUUCAGUAAAUGAUUUUAAAUCUUGGCACAGGUAAUAUGUAUAUAGUGGGUAAGGAAAUAACCCUGUAGUGCAGUUUCCUUCUCAAGAUUUUAUGAGAUUUUAUGAAAAAAGGAAUAUGGGAAAAACAUUUUUUUUAUGCAGAUUUGGAUAUUUUAGGUAAUUUCUUUUAAAAACAGAGAAAGGAUGCACUGUUACUGGUUGAAGACUGUGCACUUCUGGAUCACAUUUGUGUGUCUGCUCCACUGAGAAGUACAUUUAUGGUUUGGUAGCUAAAUAUUUACAUAAUAUUCAAGCAGACAUAUUUGUGGCAAACAUCAAGCCCUGUAUGAAAAGUCUAGCAGCACAUUCUCCAUUAAUUCUCAGCAUUUGUCUGGAAUUAUCCCAGCACAUCAUCACUUAUUUUGAUCAGAAAUGUAAACAGCAGGUCAUCACGUUUUUCAUAGUGAUGGACGUACUGUUUACACAUCGAGUCCCAGUCAGGUUUUGCUCAUACUCAUGUACACACAGCAUCUUCCAGCCUGGUGUGAUGCAAAGAUUAGCUGCUUUGAAGUGAAGUUUGAGCUAAAACAACCUCGUCACGUCGUCAUAUUGACAGCUUCACUGCUCUUGUGUUUAUGGAAUAAACUUUCCUCUCGUAUACUCUUUCCUUAAAUAGCAUGAGAGAAGGAUCAUCUUUUCCACGUGGUGUGUUACACUGAAACAGUUUCUUUAGUAAAUCAUCACUUAUUGAGCUUAAAAUAAGCGUAAUACCUUUAAGGUAUCCUGUUAAACGUCAACGUUAAACAGCCUCCGCUAAAAAUGACCACACUUGUAGGAUAUUUAUUCAACUUUUAAAAAAUUUGUUUAAGAUGAAAAGAAAUGCAACACAUUUAAUAACUGAACAUCUUUUGUAAAACAACAAAAGUUGAUAAAAUAGUACUUUUCUUAUGAUCAAGUGUAAGAAGAAAUUAUGGAAUCAUGAACAAUAAAUAAAAAAUAUUAUACACUCACCAUCCACUUUAUUAGUUAUACCUGUCAAAAUGCUUACUAACACAAAUAGCUAAUUAGCCAAUCACAUACCAACAGAAUACAUUUAGACAAGUAGACAUGGCCAGGAUGAGUAGUUGGAGAUGAUAGAAAGGCAACAGGAACCCAAAUAACCACUGGUCCCAACCCAGGUUUGCUAUUACCAUCUCUGAAUGCACCACACAUUGACUCAGAACACCACACUAGGUGCCAUUACUGUCAGUUAAGAUGCUACAGUUCACACACACUCACCAAAAUUGAUAAAUAGAAGACAGAAAAAAUGUCUGAUCUGAUAAGUCUUGAUUUAAGCUGCGACAUUCAGAUGGUCGGGUCAGAAUUUGGUGUGACCAACGUGAAAGCAUGGACCCAUCCAGUAACAGUACAAACUACUGGUUGUGAUGUUAUGGUGUCGGAAAUAUUUUCUUUGGAUAAUUUGGGCAUCUUAGCUCCGAUUAAGCGUCAUUUUAACCCCCCAGCUGAGUAUUGUUACUGACCAUGUCCAUCCCUUUAUGACCACAGUGUAGCAUCUUCUGAUGGCUACUUCUAGCAGGAUAAUGCACCAUGUCACAAAGCUCAUAUCAACAACUGGUUUCUUGAACAUGACAAUGAGUUCACUGCAACAUUUUCCAUUUGUUAAAAUGCUUCAUUGUUAGUUUUUUUCUUUUUUAGUAGAGGAAUGAGACAGAUGUUUUCUCCCGCCUUUGGAUUACCCUUGUAACCUUUGGUGUCAUUUAUGCACGGAUCAGUCAUUAUAUUAUCACCACCAGUGGACCACCAGUCCAGUGCUGGGUAAACUUUCCUCAUGCCACCAAGAUAUUGGAAAUAGAUCCUUGUACUUCCAAUGGCCUCCA
Molecule: messenger RNA, 4924 nt
Organism: Melanotaenia boesemani (Boeseman's rainbowfish)
Lineage: Eukaryota; Metazoa; Chordata; Actinopteri; Atheriniformes; Melanotaeniidae
Gene: rbpja
Product: recombination signal binding protein for immunoglobulin kappa J region a
Exons: 11
Coding region: 151-1620 (489 amino acids)
Biological process (GO): Notch signaling pathway; regulation of transcription by RNA polymerase II
Cellular component (GO): nucleus; MAML1-RBP-Jkappa- ICN1 complex
Molecular function (GO): RNA polymerase II cis-regulatory region sequence-specific DNA binding; DNA-binding transcription activator activity, RNA polymerase II-specific
Source: RefSeq, a predicted model, not a curated record